AGCCGUGACCGGAAGUGCCCGCCCUGAGGGGUGGAGUCUAGGUGGCGGCAUCGGCGGCGGUUGCCAGGAGCCCGCGUUGUCGCUUCUGAAACCCGUAAUAUGGCGGGGAGGGGAAGGCGGCGGCGGCAGCCUGAACUGUUCUGUCUCAGUACCAGUUGAACCUUUUGAUUUCUGGCAAGGCUGGUGGCGAAGGGAGAAAAGCUGACGGGCCCGCACAGGCGUCAGGUGUGUGAAUGAGGAGGGGCCGACCCUCCGCGCGUCGCGGCGGGGAGAGGCGACGUUGGUGCCCAGAGGUGCUGAGGGGACGACGGGUGUGACUGUUGGACAAUGGAGGAAUAUGAGACGUUCUGUGAAAAAAGCCUUGCCAGAAUCCACGAUGCCUCCAGACCCCAAGAGAACUUUCUGCCAGCCCUGACUGAGGGUGCCUCGCUGAUUCACUUCCGUGGGGUGGCCGUGCUUUCUCCGCUGCUUAACAUUGAGAAAAGGAAGGAAAUGCAGCAAGAAAAGCAGAAAGCACUUGAUGUAGAAGCAAGAAAGCAGGAGAAUAGGAAGAAAGCAUUGCUGAGUCGUGUCCAGGAGAUCAUCGACAGCGUUCAGGUCAGAAAAGCACCUAAUGCCAGUGAUUUUGAUCAGUGGGAGAAGGAAGUUGUUUACUCCACCUCAGACAUCCGAAACUUGAAUGCCCCUGAUCCGCCAGCGAAUAGCUUGCCAAGCCCUGCUGAACAUGUGACUUUAGCAAAGCUUGAAAAGAUAACUGGAAUUUUACCUCUGGAUAACGAGGACCUGGGUAAAGCUCAUGAGAUGGACUUGGCUGGAGACUUGGGAGGAUCGAUUUCUGCGAAGCAGCGUGAUCGUUCAGAUGCUAGUGACUCAGAAAAGGAAGCUUCCUCGAAGACCUCCCCGAUCACGGCCACGGCCACAGCCCAGGAGCCGCCCCCUCCCCGCCCUGCCACCCCCAUCCCCCCAAAAGAAGACCUGGAUCCCGCACUCUUGGCCGAUGUCAUCCCAGAUCCCUACGUACUGAGUUUGCAGAACCUGAUGAAGAAGUCCAAGGAAUAUUUAGCCAGGGAGCAGUCGAGACGUGGACUGAGAGGCAGCAUGAGGAGAAGUGUUGGGGAGAGUCAUUCAGACAAAGAAAAUGACGCUGUCCAGGCACCUGGCGGUGUCAAGGGGAAGGCCCCACCGGUGAGCUCACACUGUGGCUCCUGUGGCUCAGCGGUCACCGAUCAGCCAAGCCUUCCCGAGCCUAGCGCCUUUCUGCAAGGUGCUGCCCCUCACGCCAGCAGCAUGAGUGUGUCUGUCAUAGCCAGCUCUCCUCAGGGUGACCUCUCCGUCCGAACCAGUCAUCCCACCAUCGCAGGUUCUGACUCUGACUUCCAUGUUACUCCUCCUUUUGCUACUGAAAAUAAUGUUAUCAAAAGUCUUACGGGUUCCUACGCCAAACUGCCCAGCCCAGAGCCAAGUGUGAGCCCUCAGAUGCAUCGAAGGCGUUCCAGACCUUCAUCAGCCUGUCAUAUACUUAUAAAUAAUCCAAUAAAUGCCUGCGAAUUAAGUCCCAAAGGAAAAGAACAGGCAGUGGACUUAAUUUUGGAGGAUCGCAAUGAAAAACCAAAUGUGCCUGAAACUGUGCCAAAGUUACCCAUGGAUUUAGCAGGAGUUUGUUCAAGCAAGGUUUACGUUAGCAAAACAACCUCUGAAGCUUCGGAAGAGACCACUUUAGGUAAGUCAGAUCAGGCAUGUCAAUCUCCAGGCCAUCAGGUAGAAAAUAAAGUUUCUCCCGGCCUUGCUGCUGGGGAAGGUCGGAUAACGCCUGAUGAGAGAGGUGCACACGGAGUGCCCAGGCCUUGUGCUGUGGUGCCAAGACUGCCGGAGCCCUACGCCGCUAGCCAGCCUAUAGCAAGUCACAGCUCUGGUGCCUUGAGUGGACUCAAGUCAGCCAGUAUGUCAGAGAAAAACUGCAGUUUACAGACGGAGCUGAAUAAGUCCUAUGAUGUGAAAAAUCCGUCUCCUUUACUGUUGCAAAACCAAAACCCCAGACAGCAGGUGGACACACCUGCCAUGACCGACGGGAGCGAAAAAUUUCUGGAUAACAGUUUGGAGAAAGUUAAACGGAGACUUGAAUUAGAUAUUGAUAGUUUUCAGAAAGAAAACUACCCUUAUGGCCUAGCGACUGGAAUGGCUGAACAGGAAAGGCCGCAUUUACCAGAGAAAAGAUACCCCAAGGGAUCUGUCUACAAUAGCAAGAAUAAAAUACUGGAGACUAGUUUCAAAGAAGGUGAGGGGACACUAAAAAGCAAGAUAUUGGCAUUUGAAGAAAUGCGGAAGAGACUAGAAGAACAGCAUGCCCAGCAAUUAUCGCUGCUCAUAGCUGAGCAAGAAAAGGAGCAGGAAAGGUUGCAGAAGGAAAUAGAAGAACAGGAGAAAAUGUUAAAAGAGAAGAAGGCAGCUACACUGGAUGCCUCAGAGUUGGAUAUUAACAAUGCAGUCGACUUGGAAUGGAGAAAAAUCAAUGAUUCUGGUUUGCUGGAAUCAAUGCUUUGUCAAAUGGACUCGCUGCAUACAUCAGCUUUGAAUAGUUCUGGUUUCACAAAUUCUUCUCUGCAGUAUAGCUUUGGUUCUGCAAGUGAAGCCCCCUUCUACCUUUGGGGAUCGUCCACUAGUGGCUUGACCAAACUAUCAGGAACAAGGCCUUUUGGAAGGGUUAAAGCUAGAUGGUCUCAGGUUAUUAGUCCAGAAGUACAAGCAAAAUUUAAUAAAAUAACGGCAGUGGCCAAAGGAUUUCUUACCCGGAGGCUUAUGCAGACAGAUAAGCUGAAGCAACUUCGGCAAACUGUGAAAGAUACCAUGGAAUUCAUCAGAAGUUUCCAGUCAGAAGCGCCAUUGAAGAGAGGUGCUGUUUCGGCCCAGGACGCCUCUCUGCAGGAGAGAGUGCUGGCUCAGUUGCGAGCGGCCCUGUAUGGUAUUCAUGACAUAUUCUUUGUCAUGGAUGCAGCUGAAAGAAUGUCUAUCCUACAUCACGACCGAGAAGUUCGCAAAGAGAAAAUGCUCAGGCAAAUGGAUAAGAUGAAAAGCCCCCGCGUGGCUCUUUCAGCUGCAACCCAGAAAUCUCUGGACAGGAAGAAGUUCAUGAAAGCUGCUGAAAUGGGAAUGCCAAAUAAGAAAUUUCUGGUCAGACAAAAUCCAGCUGAAACAAGAGUCCUUCAGCCCAUCCAAGGCCAGAAUGCACCUGCUCAUAGGCUACUUAGUAGACAAGGAACCCCUAAGACAUCAGUGAAGGGGGUUGUGCACAGUAGACAGAAGCCUUCACAGAGCAGAGUGCCUAACAGAGCGCCUGUGGCAGGAGUAUAUGCAGGAAAAAUCCAAAGAAAGCGGCCAAAUGUUGCGACAAUUUAAGAAGACAGCAUUCGUUAGGAUAAAAAGAGUGGGAAGAUUUAAUCACCCAUAUUAUUUUCUCUGUACCAGGUUUUUUACUGAAGCCUGGACCCUUGUUGAUGCAGGCUGGAUGACAUCAAAGGGCUGAGCAGUUAUGGGCUAAUUUGGUCACACUGGUUAAUCCUGCCCCACAGCCCUGUUCCCCCCUCGUGUUAUUAGGUUGGGAUAGAGCUGAAUAAUUGCUUUACUUUGUACAUAAGCUGCUCAGACCUAAGUUUGUUUUAUGCUCUCAUAUGCCUACAGAGCCCCUUUUUGUAAACUGAAAGGACGUUUGGAAUCUAUUUUUAUGAAAUACUGAAGAGACAGGGAAAAUUAUAAACAGGUUCCAAAAUACAUACAUGUCAGUCGUAUCUGCCCACCGAUUGCUGAAUUUGACAAACAACUUAGAUACUGUUCUAGCAAAGGUGAAAUUACUGCAGAAGCAUGGAUUUCCCUGGUGUGGCAACUUCCAGAUACUCAGCUCAGUCUCUGUGUCACUUUGUGAGCACGGGAGACGUGAUGCUGCCUGCCGGCUGUGGUCUGCCUGGAGUCCACCGCAGAGGAAGUGUGGGUCACCAUUUGGAUGGAAGCAUAUGUUCCGGUCCACAACU
This is a messenger RNA of Ochotona princeps (American pika), 4022 nucleotides long. It is a transcript of the gene CCP110, whose product is annotated as centriolar coiled-coil protein 110. The coding region runs from base 328 to 3393 and encodes 1021 amino acids. The transcript is spliced from 15 exons. Gene Ontology annotation, cellular component: centriole. NCBI's taxonomy places the organism in Eukaryota, Metazoa, Chordata, Mammalia, Lagomorpha, Ochotonidae. The record is from RefSeq and is a predicted model, not a curated record. Gene Ontology annotation, biological process: centrosome duplication; regulation of cytokinesis; centriole replication.